AUGAAGUCCAAGCAGAUUGUUGAAAGAGAACUUGAAGAAGAUAUCUAGAAUCUAGAAGAUAAAAAUGCUAAGGCAUAGCAAGAUAGACAUAACUUAGAAGCAACAUUGAAUGAGUUAAAGAUGAACCUGCCAGCUGAGGAACUACCAUAUGCCAUUCAGAGAGUACUAGACGAGAAACAUGAAGCAGAGCUUAACGAUCUACUUGUAGAAUUAUUUGAGCUUAAGUGUAGAGAAUUACAAGAUGAGGUUUUCAAUGUGCUCGAAGAGAAACUUCAUAAGCAAGUGUCAUCCAGAAACUCCAAGACUAGACUCCAGAUCAGGAAAUGA
Molecule: messenger RNA, 327 nt
Organism: Stylonychia lemnae
Lineage: Eukaryota; Ciliophora; Spirotrichea; Sporadotrichida; Oxytrichidae
Source: the annotation of a GenBank genome assembly